Molecule: messenger RNA, 1569 nt
Organism: Nematostella vectensis (starlet sea anemone)
Lineage: Eukaryota; Metazoa; Cnidaria; Anthozoa; Actiniaria; Edwardsiidae
Product: transcription factor 19
Exons: 6
Coding region: 137-1294 (385 amino acids)
Biological process (GO): regulation of gene expression
Cellular component (GO): nucleus
Molecular function (GO): protein binding
Source: RefSeq, a predicted model, not a curated record
AUCACAUGGUUGUUUGAGCGCGAGAUUUUGGAUUCACAAGAACUAUAACCAGAAAAAAUCUUGAUCUGUGUUAAUCAGCAAAAGCUUCAGCCGAAAAUAGCUAGAAAAGUCUUCACCACCGAGCCAACCCGAAGCUAUGAAAGAAAAUUCAGAGUUUUGCUUGCGUCGUAUUGGAGCGCCACCGUCUUUUCCCGGGAUAAGAGACGUAUUCAGUCUGAGUGAGGGGGUAAACAUUGUGGGUAGGAACCCAGGCAAGUCAGACGUCUAUCUAGACUCCAUGAAACACAAAGCUCUCAUAUCAAGACUUCAUGCCAGAAUUAUAUACACUACUGAUAAUGACACUGAGAAACUCACAAUAUGUGACACCAGCUUGAAUGGGACAUUUGUAAACGACAGAAAAAUCAUUGAUACGGUCGGGGUCAAACUGGGGGAUGUGGUUACAUUUGGGCAUCUGAGAGGAGCAGUUCUUGCUCCUGGAACUGUCGCCAAGCAACCAGACUCUGAAUUCAGAUUUAAACUUGACAGACUAUAUCUUCGCCCAAAUAACACUUCAAAUUGCAGACAAAACCAACAACAUGUCCAGCCUAAUCAACAGUCAUCUAAAGGAAGUCCCAAGACAGACCAAAGCCCCUUAAAGAAACCUUUGUUUGAAGCUCUUAUUCCCGACCUGUCACCUCUUCUAAAACAUCAAACGUCCUCAAAGCAUACCACACCAAGAAGUAGUCCAUCUGGACAGCAUAAGUGUUUCAGCAUAACACCAACGCAUGACAGCCCCUCCAUCAUGAGUAUCUCUAGUACCCUGGAGUCUUCUCAGUGCAGUGAAGAUGAUGAACUACUGGCAUUUGCUGUUGCAGCAGGCAAUGCAAUGGAAGAUGAAAGUGAUGAAGAAUUAUUUUCAGUUGAUAUCCCCAGCAAGAUGUCAAUAACCAAUAGUAGGGGUAACACAAAAUCAGAGUCAAGAAUCAGAGAUGAUCCUAAUAGACUUCUGAGUCCAAUGAGUGAGAAAUCCUUUAGUAAUGAUGAUAAAUCAAGAAACAAACAAGGAAAGGCACCAAAAAGAACAAGAAGAAAAACAUUCCCAGGCCAUCGAAGACAAUCAAAAAAGGCCAAACAGACUGUGGAAGAGUCGGUAGAUAAAUGUGCUGCUAAGUGCUGUUUGCAACCACAGGAGGAGUGUGUUACUUGGGUUCAGUGUGACUUUUGUCAGCAGUGGUAUCACGUCUUAUGUGCAGGAGUUGCUCCACAAGAUGUGGAUAACAGUCAAGUAUUAUUUGACUGUGGUUGCAAUGAAUGACCUGAAUUGAAUGACUGACGCAAGAAUAUACAGAUAUUUUGUGUUUCUAAUGUUGAAAUUUACAUGAUCAUAAUACAGGCUAGUUUGGAUGGUUGACUCAGAAAUAGCUGGCUGGAAAUUCUGGUUAUGGGCAUAAAGUACUUGAGAAAUUACCAAUGAAAUUACAAAUGAGUUUGAUUAUAAACAGAUUAUAAAGUAGAGUAUUACACAGAAGAGAGUAAUAUAUUAUUAGUAUUUUAAUAAAAAAACAGUUAGUUGCUUAAUAGUAACAACCA